AUGGAGCCCACUCAGCAACGCCGGGCGCACUCUGCUCAGCAAUACCUGAGGCGUUUCCAGACUGGAGGCCGACGACCUCCUCCGCAAAGCGCGGCGCAGGAUAACUACACAGAAGAGGUUGAUGAAAGAAAUUGUAGAACUACAGCAACAACAACAACAGCUACAACCACUGAUGCCACUCCCUCUCCCCCUUUCUCCUUAGCAGACCUCUCGUUCUCCUUCUCCUCCUGUUCCUCCUCAGCAACCGCAACAGCAACGGCAAAAAGCAAUGGCGGCGGCAGCGGCGGUAGCGGCAGCCCUACCAGCAUCAGGAACAAAGUAACGGUGGAGUAA
Molecule: messenger RNA, 333 nt
Organism: Westerdykella ornata
Lineage: Eukaryota; Fungi; Ascomycota; Dothideomycetes; Pleosporales; Sporormiaceae
Exons: 1
Coding region: 1-333 (110 amino acids)
Source: RefSeq, a predicted model, not a curated record